Molecule: messenger RNA, 2452 nt
Organism: Elaeis guineensis (African oil palm)
Lineage: Eukaryota; Viridiplantae; Streptophyta; Magnoliopsida; Arecales; Arecaceae
Product: NAC domain-containing protein 53
Biological process (GO): regulation of DNA-templated transcription
Molecular function (GO): DNA binding
Source: RefSeq, a predicted model, not a curated record
GGACGGCAGUCCCCCCCACCCAAAAACCCCAAGACUUUCCUACGACUUCGUUUCUUUUUCCCCUCCAAACCCCCUCAUUCUCUCUCUCCGUUCCGAAAUCAACCCUAAAAUUCCAAGAAAAUGUGUGAAGAAGAAUUCGAUCUCUGAUCGAAACCCUCUUCCGAUUCCUAUCAUCUCUCCGAUUGUCCGACGGUGGAGACCCCCGAGUUUCAGAUGAACGCCGGCGCAUCGUCCUCCAAUCCGCCCCCGCCCUCUACUCCUGCCACCACCGCGACCCAGCUCGCGCCGGGGUUUCGGUUCCACCCCACCGACGACGAGCUCGUCAGCUACUACCUCAAGCGCAAGGUCGCCGGCAAAUCCCUCCGCGUCGAUGCCAUCGCGGAGAUCGAUCUCUACAAGUGCGAACCCUGGGACCUCCCGUCCCGGUCCCGGAUCGUUAGCCGGGACCUGGAGUGGUACUUCUUUAGCCGCGUCGAUCGCAAGUACUCCAACCGCUCCCGGAUGAAUCGCUCCACCGCCCAGGGCUACUGGAAGACCACCGGCAAGGAUCGCCCAGUCCGCCACAAUAACCGCAUCAUCGGCAACAAGAAGACCCUCGUCUACCACGCCGGCCGGGCACCCCGUGGCGAGAGGACCAACUGGGUGAUGCAUGAAUACCGGCUUGGGGACCAGGAACUCGCUGGCACUGGGAUCCUUCAGGAUGCAUAUGUUGUAUGCAGGAUUUUCAAGAAGAACGGCCCAGGGCCGCAAAACGGGGCUCAAUAUGGGGCGCCGUUUAACGAGGAAGAGUGGGAGGAGGAUGAUGGUAAUAUGAUCGUGCCGAGAGAGGAUGGUGAUGACGACUAUAAUGAUGCUAGGGAGCAGGAACAGGAGGACUUGCAUAUCAAUGAUUUUGUGCGGAACCAAUACAUGGACAAUCAACAAGCAAAUGCUGCUGGUUUUAUGGUGGGUCCUGAUGGGCAGGUUGGUGCCAGCCAUGAAGAAGAUCCAUCAGUUUUACUGGAGCAGAAUCAGCAGAUACUAAAAGACCCAAGUCUCAAUAGUGACAUUGUGGAAUGCAAUUAUGAACCUGAGCUGCAGAACAGCCCAGUGUUCAUUAAUGACAUGGGCGACAACACUGGCAUGGCUGAUAGGUCUCACACUCCUCCGGGCCAAAAUGAUGGAUAUGUGGAACUUAAUGAUCUUGCUGAUGCUGUAAAUGCAGAAGAUCAUCCUAGUGAAGACUCUGUAGUUUGCCCCUUAAGGACUUGUAAUGAUUGGAAAUCUGUGGAUGGAGGAGAUGAUGGUGUCAAUUUACAAGAAAUCCUUGAUGUGGAGGAAUUCUUUGACACCGUGAAUGAAAACACUGACCAGCAGGAACCAUUUCAGAUGUCCCCAACAAUUCAGGAUAAUUAUAAUCUGCAAUCAAUUGAUCUCACAAAUCCUGGAGCUGGUCAUUGUCCUCCUUCCUGUCAACUGGCUGAGGAAAACACAAUGUUUUAUGAUGCACAUGGUAAUGAUCUAGGAUUUAGUCAGGAUAAUUUUGCAGAAUUGAAUCAACUCCUGUACUCACCUGUCACUGAUCCAUCUGGGUUUGAUACGGUGGAUAAGUUAAUGGCGUACUUUGAUGCCACAGAGGAUAAUUUACAUGGUCAUACUGCUGGUUCUUUAGAGAAGUUAGGGUGUAUGGAUUCUUGUAUCUUGGACCAGCUCAACCUCACUCCGGAGUUUGAUGGCAUCAAUGCUCAACAAAACAAGGUUAUCCCACCGGCAUCAGAAGCAAAUGUUACCAGUCACGCAUCAUCCUCUGUUAGCUUGCCUGAUGCUAGUAAUCAGCUGUAUGGUAAAACUGCCGUCAAUAUCUUGCCAGAUGUCCAGAGGAAUGAGAGUAAUGAUAAUACUAUUACAAAACGUCUUGUGAACAUGUUGGGCUCAAUCUCUGCUCCCCCUGCUAUUGCUGCAGAAUAUCCUGCUGGGUCAGAGAAACGUGUUGGACGAAUCUCCGCAACCCACUCAACCAGUUCAAUACAUGUCACUACUGGGAUGAUCCAAAUACGUGGUAUAACUGUGACAGGCAGCACAGAACACUGGUCGUUGCCGAAGAACGGAGAUAUGAGCUUACUCCUUUCUUACAGCUUGGCUGGUGAUGAAGUUAGAAAAUCUAUGCGUUUUGAUUCAAUUUCAAAGUUGCAGGGUGGACCAGUGUCAAUGGUAUUACGUGGUGGCUGCUAUCUUUUCUUCCUCUCGGCAUUAAUUCUUACAAUAAGCUAUAAAUUGGGAUUGUGUAUUUAUAGCAGGUAAGUUGGUUUGUCUAUUCGAUACAUAUACAUACUCUUUUGACCAUGAGAGUAGAACUUUUAAAGCUCUCCAGGGAAAAAUGGGCCCUAAAAUGUUGGACCAUAUGGAUUGCAUAUUAUGAUAUUUAUUAGUGGCUUUUUUCAACUAAAGCAAAGGGUGCACAGACUGACAGAUA